This is a messenger RNA of Acipenser ruthenus (sterlet), 3776 nucleotides long. Its product is annotated as coiled-coil domain-containing protein 85C-A-like. The transcript has 8 exons. The record is from RefSeq and is a predicted model, not a curated record. Gene Ontology annotation, cellular component: apical junction complex. Bases 578 to 1792 code for a protein of 404 amino acids. Lineage: Eukaryota; Metazoa; Chordata; Actinopteri; Acipenseriformes; Acipenseridae.
UUGAGUAACUUGAACCAAGCUUUAGGAAGGGGAGGAGAAGGACAUAGCAAAAUCCAACCUGGGAAAGAUCUCUGCAGACUACCAUUUAGUAAGUUCCAUUUGUUGGAUUUUAACCAAACCGAUUUUAUAACGUCGUAAUACUGAUUCUACAGCCACCCUAAACCUGCUCUCCAGCAUCCCUGCAACAUUUACGUCGAAUAUGUUUUUGUUUGAACUGAAACCCGAGUGCAUUUGGACCAAUUCCAUCUAGACUGCUGAUCUUCUUUUGAUUGUGUGUUGCUAUUGUGGAAUGCGCCUGCCUUUGCAAUUUACGUGAAAUUUACAAACGCACUGACAUCAUCGCAUUGCAUUGGGAAACGGGGAAAAGGACAGAUUGAUUUUUUUAUUUAUUUGCCUUUACCCAAGAUCAGAUCUAGCGGUCCGAGGGGGCAUUUGUCUUUGUUUUGUAUUUAUUUAUGUAUGUAUUUAUUUUCUGGAGUGAUCUUUAUGUGGAGAAUGUAAUGCGAAAGAAAAACAAAGGAGUGUCAUCAAAGUAGAAACCGUUUGAGUAGCCGGCAUAUUUUUGCGGGGAAAUAAGAUGGCUAAAAACUCAUUGGAUGGAUCUAAGGAAGACUUGAGUAAGGUAGCUGACGUGGAGCUGCUGAAAUGGAGCAAAGACGAUUUGAUCAAAAGACUAAGAAAAGCAGAGAAUGAAAAAAUGAACUUGAUGGUGGAGCAUGGGAACAUGAUGAAAGAUGUGAACAAGAGACUGCAGGUUCACCUUCACGAGAUAAGGGGUCUGAAAGAGAUCAAUCAAAAGCUCCAAGAUGACAACCAUGAAUUUAGGGAGCUUUGCUGCUUCUUGGACGAUGACAGGCAAAAAGGUAAGAAGUUGACCAGGGAAUGGCAGAGGUUUGGCCGGUACACUGCCAGUGUCAUGUGGAAGGAGGUUGGCGGGUACCAACAAAAACUGAAAGAACUGGAAGCCAAACAGCAGACAGUUAUGAGGGAUAACAUGGAGCUGAAAGAGAUUAUCUUGAUGCUGGAUGAAGACAGGAAUGGAGCUGGGUCCAGGAGCUCCAUAGACAGCCAGUCAAGCCUGACCAAUUUGAAUGGGGGCUCCAGCACCCUGAGAGAUGUUGGGGAUGGGAGCAGCACCUCCAGUACUGGGAGUGCUGGGAGCCCCGAUCACCAGCACAAACAUCUUCACCACAAGCCAGGGGAGACUAAGAUUGGAACCAUCAGAAGGUCAAUGGAUGAUCUCGCAGCAUCCCAUCAUCAUAGGAGCAUCCCCAAUGGGCUGAAUGAUCCAUCUUCAAACUACAUUCGGCAAUUGGAGACAAAAGUCAGAAUUCUAGAAGAUGACAACAAGCUUCUAUCACAGCCCCGUAACCGCAAUAGUUUACCAAGAGCACUUGCAAAGCAGAGCAGCUCUGGAGAUUUGAAGACCCUCCGGAAAGGCUUCUCUCUGUACCACUCGGAGAGCCAGUUGACGUCACUGCCACAGUACCAGGAAUCUCUGCAAAGCGGCUCCGUGCGGCUGGCCCCUGGGGAUUCCUCGUCAACUUCAGUGGGGUAUAUUCCUUCAGCCCAAAAACCAGAAGCAGUGGUGCAUGCCAUGAAGGUCCUGGAAGUCCAUGAAAACCUGGACAAGCAAGCACCAGAACACUAUGAAGAGGACCUUAGUGAGAAGGAGAAAGCGAUUGUUCGUGAAAUGUGUAACGUUGUUUGGCGUAAGCUGGGAGAUGCUGCCGGCUCCAAGCCAUCCAUUAAGCAGCACCUCUCUGGAAACCAGUUUAAGGGACCUUUGUAGUUGUUGAAGGCUUCAAAAAAACUGAUGAACGGACCUUUGAACAAUGAGGCUCUUUGCAUGGGACAUUCUGUUAAACCAAAACGCUUUCAUUUGACUGUAUGUACAUAAUAUCUUCUGAUGUUUAUGGACUAAAUUUCAUGGGUUGGCAACAACUUUGGAUACAGCACCAUUUUACCAACCAUGACACUUAGUAUUACCUUUAGACUAAAAACUUGUUUUAAAUUAUUAGCCAAGCAAAUACUAACAGGUAUCUGACUAAGAAGUAUUCAAGACUGGCAGCUAGUUUUAUGUUUUUUCACUCCAGCAUACUGCCUACUAUUGUUAAUUGGUUUCUGGUCUAUGUACUCUAUGUACAAAACAUGUACAUUAAAUAGCUUUUCAAUGUUUUAAUUCAACUUUUCCUAAUACAAGGCUCACUUCUCGUUAAGCUGCAUUUGGUUUGUACAGCAUUUCUGUAUAAAAUAGCCAAUAAGGAGACCCACUUUUAUGAACUGUGUUUGUUAUUACCAGAAAAAAAGUAAUUAACCACUGGCACUUUUAUGGAAGAUAACUGUCCUUUACCCUGUUUUCUUUGAGAGAAUUUAAGAUAAGCUAUUGUAAAAGUAACGUUUACUUAAUUAAACAAUACUUUAAAAAAAAAAAAAAUUUGUGGAUUAAGGAUAGAUUUAAAAUAUAUAUCCUACCAUAGCAAUAGCAUAUUGUCACAGUUUGUAACUGCACCAUGGUCAUGUUUGUGAAUAACACCUACAAUAUCUGUAUUGUUUUUAAAACCGCUAAGGUAGAAUUGGCCAUAUAAAGUUAGAGGCUGGAAAACAUAGAACACUUGCUGCAUUUGUACACCAAGUAUAUAUUUUACAUUUGAUAAUUUAUACAUACAAGUAUAAUCUUCAUAUUGUACAAGUAAUAUAUUGCUAUCAAAAUUAACAGAAAUAUUGAUCUAAAUAAAUAAUAAAAAAAUCUAAAUGCACAAAGUCUGAACUGUACUGUUUUAGUAUUACGUAUAACCUUAACCGAUAAAAGUUCAUUGUCUUCCGUUACUUAAAUAUUUAGUUUCACAUAACAAUGGAAAUGAAUGAUUUCAGCUUAAAAUGUCAAUCUUGUUUGAUAAAGUAUGGAUGCCGCAAGUGAUUUCAUCAAUAGCAGUGUAUGUUUCUUUACAAAUGUUUAGUCACAAAAUAAUGAUGUGUCGACAAAAAAAAAAAAAAACUGCCUAUGGUUUUGCUAUUUGUCCAUUAAGUAAACAAUAUUAACUUAUUUGCUGUAUUUCAGUUUCAGUUCAAAAUACAGUAUUCAACCAUAGAUUAUAUUAGAUACAUGUAGGGUUUCAUUUUAAAAUGAAAAUGCAAUAGCUACUUUUGUCAUACUGAGCUUUUGUAAAUAGAAUCUAAAUUAGUACACAAAUCACACACUAAAUCUAUAACAGGGCCAACUGCAAUUGUACACUCAUUUGGGUCUUAUAAAAAAAAAAAAAGUUUGAUCAUGGAAAGUGACCUUUUAAAAAAAAAAAAAAUGCAUAGAAAGACUGCAUACUACUGACUUUUUAUAUAAACUAAUUUGAAUACAAAGUGAUAUAAAUUUUGAAUAUUUUCAUAAUGUUACAAUUUUUAAACGUGCUGCUUCUUUUGUGGAUGAGAUUUUGAUUUGGAAUCUGAUUUUAUAAAAGUUCUGUUUUAUUUUUCUGUUAAUGUGAUACACUAUACUGGAAAACCUGAAAUCUACAUUAUUAUGUAAAUAUAAAUUCAUGUAGUGUGAAUAGCAGGCAUUUGUAACCUCUAAAGGAACUGUUUUUUUUUUCAUAAAGUGUAUUUAGCAAAAGAUGAACUGAUAUUUUUUAGCAAAUUAAACGUGACCUAAAAUAGACCACUUUCAGCUGAUUUUUGAAAAAAUAAAAAGUACAUUCUUUGCAUUCUUGUGGUUGUGUUUAGUAUAAGAAAACAUUUACAAUAAAAAAGAAUAUGCUGUGGGGUUUUCUUUUCUAAGAAAA